Molecule: messenger RNA, 2099 nt
Organism: Pectinophora gossypiella (pink bollworm)
Lineage: Eukaryota; Metazoa; Arthropoda; Insecta; Lepidoptera; Gelechiidae
Product: tubulin beta chain-like
Exons: 4
Coding region: 122-1495 (457 amino acids)
Biological process (GO): microtubule cytoskeleton organization; mitotic cell cycle
Cellular component (GO): cytoplasm; microtubule
Molecular function (GO): GTP binding; GTPase activity; structural constituent of cytoskeleton
Source: RefSeq, a predicted model, not a curated record
CGUUCCUCUACUCCACUUCCCUCGGUGACCGCGCGCCGGGAACAGUCCAGUUCAGUUCUCGUCGAACCGUCGCUCCGGCCACUAGUUACUCGUAGUUCAUAGGAAAUAAACAGACAAAACCAUGAGGGAAAUAGUGCAUCUUCAAGCUGGCCAAUGCGGGAACCAGAUUGGCGCCAAGUUCUGGGAGAUAAUCUCUGAGGAGCACGGUAUCGACCCCGCCGGCGUGUACCGCGGUACCAGCGACUUGCAGCUCGAGAGGAUCUCUGUAUACUACAAUGAGGCCUCUGUUGCGACGAAGGAGAGCGGCGGGAAGUACGUCCCCCGCGCCAUCCUGCUCGACCUUGAGCCGGGCACCAUGGACGCCGUGCGCUCCGGCGGCUACGGCCAGCUCUUCCGCCCAGACAACUUCGUCUUCGGCCAGUCCGGCGCCGGCAACAACUGGGCCAAGGGACACUACACCGAGGGCGCGGAGCUAGUAGACGCGGUCCUCGACGUCGUCCGCAAGGAGUGCGAGAACUGCGACUGCCUCCAGGGCUUCCAACUCACACACUCGCUCGGCGGCGGUACCGGCUCCGGCAUGGGCACCCUCCUUAUCUCCAAAAUCAGAGAAGAGUACCCCGACAGAAUCAUGAACACAUACUCAGUCGUCCCCUCGCCCAAAGUGUCAGAUACAGUAGUAGAACCUUACAACGCUGUGCUGUCAAUCCACCAGCUAGUCGAAAAUACCGAUGAGACAUACUGCAUAGACAACGAAGCCCUAUACGACAUCUGCUACAGAACCCUGAAGGUGCCCAAUCCGACGUACGGAGAUCUGAACCACUUAGUAUCGUUGACUAUGUCCGGAGUAACAACUUGUUUGAGGUUCCCUGGUCAGCUGAACGCCGAUUUGAGGAAGUUAGCAGUGAAUAUGGUGCCUUUCCCGCGUCUGCACUUCUUCAUGCCUGGGUUCGCGCCACUCACGUCUCGCGGCAGUCAGCAGUACCGCGCACUCACCGUGCCCGAGCUCACCCAGCAGAUGUUCGACGCCAAGAACAUGAUGGCCGCCUGCGACCCCCGCCACGGUCGCUACCUCACCGUCGCCGCCAUCUUCCGUGGCCGCAUGUCCAUGAAGGAGGUCGACGAGCAGAUGCUGUCGAUUCAAAACAAGAACAGCAGCUUCUUCGUGGAAUGGAUCCCGAACAACGUCAAAACCGCCGUCUGCGAUAUCCCUCCAAAGGGUCUGAAGAUGUCGUCGACCUUCAUUGGGAACACGACGGCGAUUCAGGAGUUGUUCAAGCGUAUUUCUGAGCAGUUCACCGCUAUGUUCAGACGCAAGGCGUUCUUGCAUUGGUACACUGGUGAGGGUAUGGAUGAGAUGGAGUUUAGCGAGGCGGAGAGCAACGUCAACGACCUGGUGUCCGAGUACCAGCAGUACCAGGAGGCUACGGCUGAGGAUGACACGGAGUUUGACCAGGAGGACAUGGAGGAGCUGCAGCAGGACGAGCAACACGAUUAGAUGAGACUGAUGCCCUGGUCGGUCUACAUGCAAUACUUAGAACUAGACUCAACAAGUAUUGACACUGCUACUAUAUUCGUGGAUGGACAGUCAGCGUGUAAACCGAACCAUUUUAUUUCUUGAUACAAUCUCGAAUUUUUUACCAAUAAUGAUAAUAUUUCAAUUCGAUUAAGUAUAUUAGUAAUACCGAAUCAAUGAAUUUUAAAUCGACUGUUAGAUCGCGAGUAAAGCACGAACUUAUUUUUGUGCAAGUUCGUAUAAACUUGUAUGGAAAUCUUUAAAGAUUGGUUCUCUUUACGCCCGCAGGGCGGCGCUGUUCGUACUUCCAUACAUUUAUAUACGAACUUAUACGAUAGGUGGUAAUAUAUUCGUGCUUUUGCUAUAGAUCUCGCAUUUAAGUUCGUCAAUGUACAAUUGAUGAGCUAUCGAAGUGCAAAUAACAUACAUAGUAUUAUACUCGUGUUUUUAAAAAGAUUUUUUACCAAAAAAUUUAAAAUCAGAAGCUAUUUAAUAAGGAACGUACCAAUCCGUGCAUUUCUUAGCUUAAGUUAUUGUAUUGUAUGCUUUUAUAUACUAAUUUAUAAAUAAAUGUUUUUAAACAAUA